Messenger RNA from Rhinolophus ferrumequinum (greater horseshoe bat), 7199 nucleotides. It is a transcript of the gene RTTN, whose product is annotated as rotatin. The transcript has 49 exons. Gene Ontology annotation, cellular component: ciliary basal body; centriole; centrosome. Bases 216 to 6914 code for a protein of 2232 amino acids. The record is from RefSeq and is a predicted model, not a curated record. NCBI's taxonomy places the organism in Eukaryota, Metazoa, Chordata, Mammalia, Chiroptera, Rhinolophidae. Gene Ontology annotation, biological process: ciliary basal body organization; centriole-centriole cohesion; centriole replication.
CUACUGUCUAGUAACUGCGUGGUAGUAAUUAGAGAGACAGUGAGCUUCUCUCGCGGCGCGGGGGCCGGGCACAGCUCACGGAAUGCCUCUCACUCGUUGGGUGGUUCGCCCCGGCUUCGCGGAACCCGCUGUUCGACUGUCCGUGUUUCCGGGGGGACAUUAAUUGUGGCCCGACACUGUGGCGCGGCAGUUUAAUUCUCCGGCGACGGCGGCUGAUGAAGCGGGAAGAGAUGGUCCUGACCGGGCUCAUCAGGAAACUCGGUCAUCAGCUGGCGGAGAUCAGGGAACGCGCGCUCAGGAGCAUCCUGUGCAAGGUCGAGCACAACUUAGUCUGCUACGCCGACCUAAUUCAGGAGAGGCUGCUCUUUCUCCAUUUGCUGGAAUGGUUCAAUUUCCCGUCUGUUCCGAUGAAAGAGGAGGUUCUGAGCCUGUUGAACAGAUUGGUUAAGUAUCCCCCUGCUGUUCAGCAUUUAGUCGAUCUUGGUGCAGUUGAAUUCUUGUCUAAACUUCGUGCGAAUGUGGAGCCAAAUCUACAGGCUGAAAUUGAUGGCAUCCUGGAUGGACUUUUUAUUCUUCCUUCGGAAGUUCCUGCUCUGUGUUCUGCAUCUUACCAAACGAAUCAAACUGAAUUGCUACAACCACCAGAAAUCUUAACGGGAUAUUUUCCUCAAGACAAAAGUAAUUUCCAGCAGACGGAAGUGCCUCCACGGCCAGUGGCGAGUCAGACUGUGAAGUGUUUGAAGUUUUCUACGUUUCCUUGGCUACCUCUGACCACAACUGAUAGACACGUUCUCUCCUCCAAUGAAAGCUCACUGAGAAGUAGUAACCACACUUUAAUCUGGAACACCUGUGAACUAUUAAAGGACGUCAUCAUGCAAGAUUUUCCUGCUGAGAUUUUCCUUCAAAGGCCAAAAAUCGUUCAGAGCCUCUUCUUUCUGCUGAAACUGGCCUUCGGAGGAGACGGCAAACAUCGCCUGGCCCUGCAGUCAGCAUCCUGCCUGCAGCAGCUGUGCGCCUAUUUAAGAAACAGACUUAAUUUCCACCGAGACCCAGGGUUUUUCUCUAGUAAACAAGACACAGUUUCUCAGAAUUCUUCUGUGUCUUAUUGUCAUGAAGCCAGAGUUGCUCGCCAUUCUCAGAAUCCUUCUCCCGGGAGCAGCAGCCCCCGGCCAUCUGUGGUUGGACGCACAGGCCAGCGACCCAGAGGAGAUGGCCAGGAUUGGGACGCAGCGUCUUCCAGUGGGAGCAGCAGUCACGCUCACGUGAACUCCAGGAUCUCGGUCCCUUCGCCCUUGGAGAUGACGCACAUAGAUCUCCCGGAGCUGGAAACCGAGGACACCCUGCAACUGCAAUUCCAGCAGCUCAGCCUCCCCCAGUUCUGCGUCUCCGUCCUGGAAGCAGCAGCCCCUCUCCUGACAGGUAGUAGACAGGUGAUAAUACGAGUUCUGGAAUUGCUUGCAGAGGAUGUGAUACUUAUUGGUGAGGCAAUUUCGGCAGAUAUCUGGGAUGACAACAGCCUUUUUGCUAUAGAUAUGAAAGAGAAACUGCUCAUGGUGUUGGGGUCCCUUGGAGAAGCCAUGUGCCACCACAAAAGCAGUGUGAGUUUGGAACACCCGGAGGCAGUGUUGGUUCACCACAGGAUGGCCUUUGUCAGCAUUUCUCUGUUGGCCGUUCGCCUGCUGCAGACGCUUCUCCCGGUGGAAAAGGCAAGCCACUUGAUACCAGAGCCUCUGUCAGCAGCGUUGUUUCUUGUUUCUUUGGACAUGCCUAUUUCUUUGGAGUAUCCAAAUAUUCAUGACGCUGUUGUGGCCUAUUUGGAACAGCUGAAUUCUGAAAACUACAGUAUUUAUAAACGAACUGCCGAGGCCGUUUAUUCAAUUGAAUGUACUUGUAACUUCCUGUCUGAUGUUGGGAAGGAGGGAGAGAAGAAUCUCUUAGAAUUAGUGGAGCUGGCAGACCAAGCCUUGCGUAGCUUUUCCUAUCAUCAGCAUUUCCCCCUAAUAAAGGAAAUCAUCUGCAUUUGUUCAAAGAUCUCGAAAUCUGCACAGGCUAGUCCAUUACUACAAGGAGAAAGUCAGAAGGUGUUUCUACGUAUGUUGUCUCACCCAUUGCUACAAGUGAAAGUUGAAACUUACAACUGCUGUCUGGAAAUUGUUAAGGAAUGUUUAGGUGUCCAUACUGUUGCUAAACCUGUGUCUUCACUUUGUAAUGGAAUUCAUUUUCUACUCCACCCAAAAGUUCUGUAUGAAAUCUCUGCAUUCGGCAUUCAAGAGCCCAAAAAUGAGGUGAAUGCUGCCGCCAAGGCCAUCCUGCUGUAUCUGCUGCAGGGACGGUUGGUGAUGACGGCUGUGACCUGGAACAAGUUCAUUGAGGCUCUCUGUCCCGUCAUUCCUGUGCUACAGGGCUACGCUGACACAGAAGACCCUUUGGGUAACUGCAUUCUUCUUCUAAGCAAAGCGAGUUCGGAGGGAGGCGACGGGGUUCUCCCCUGUACCACCCAGUUCAAGUCCCUGCUGCGACUCCUGCUGGUGAAGAAGCCGUCGGUCCGUUCGCUGGCAUUAAAGCUUCUAGCAUGUCAUCUCACGGGGGAAGCAGGGGCUGAUGGAAAGCGCCCUUCAAUCGAUGCCCGAGUUCUCUCCCGAGUUACUAAUUUAUUUAUUGUGAAAAAACCUAUUGAACUCAAAUUGGAUGACAGAAGAGAACUGAUUAUUAAGUUGGAGACUGUUGAAAAGGUGUAUGAAAUCUUUAUCUCAGAUAACGUUGACCUUGUUUUAAGAAAGUCAGCUGCGGAACAGUUAGCUGUGAUUAUGCAAGAUAUUAAAAUGCAUGCUGUGGUGAAAAAGUUACACUUAAUUGACAAGAUAAUUGAGUAUUUAAAUGAAUGUGUGGGUCAGGAUGGUGAGGUCGUAGAAUGUCUAGUACAGCCGAGCCUCACGCUCCUGAGGAAAGUUCUUUGUGGCGACCCUGGCCUGCGUGUUUCCCUCUCACAACAGUCUUCUCUCCUGAGCCUGUUAUUCAGAGUUUCCUUGAUAUUUCACGAGGAUUGUACCAUCGUGACUGAGGUUGGAGCAUUAUUUUGCCUUCUUUUAUUUGAUGAAGUAUCAAGAAUGGAUAUGUGGUCUGUUAAUCCUCCCAGUAAACCUUCACCAUCAGUCUUCAGUUUGCCUGUUUCAGUUUUUAGAAGGUAUCACCUGCCAGUCCAUGUACUUGGCCACCAUGCUGUGAGUCCUUAUGCCAUAGUUUUGCCGUUAUCCGCUGAUUGUUUGGCCUUGAAGCCCGUCUCAGACAUGCUGAGAAUAGCUUGGAACCUGUCAUGGUAUCAUGGGAGUGAUAACCUGUUGAAGCAAAUGAGCUCGGAAACGAAAGUCCAAGAAUUUUCAGAUGCGUUGACACUAUCCUCAGAGGACACCCUUGCUCUGAAGGUGACACACACAGCCAGUGGACUGAAGGACUGUCUCCAUGCCAUUGUGCAGGCUGCAGCCCACAGGGAAGUGAGGGCUGCUGUCACAAGGAUGAGUUUUUAUUUUCUGAACGACAGAUUGUCUCUAAAGGGUGGCACUGGCCCGUGUGGCGUUACCUUGCAGUCCCUGGCUUGGCACACCACACUGAACAGGUUUUUACAAGUGCUUCCUGCUUGCACCGAGGAUGAGAAACUGCUAAUAGAUAUCAUACAUUUUUUAAAUAAGUUAUUGAAGGAACAAAGAAAAAAUUCAUCAGUGGAACUUCUAACCUGGCUUCUAGAAUUACUUCUUAGACAUAGUCCAAACCCACUAUUAGACCUGCUGGUUCUGACAGAGCCACAGGCACGAGAGGAAACAGAUGACAUCCGGACUGCUGUCAGGCAACAGCUCCAGAAAGAACUGAUUGCUCUUUUCAGCACCUUGCUGCUCAGUUUCACGGCCGUUACUGACAGGAAAUGCUUGGAACUCUUUUACGUUUUCCAAACGCAGCUGGCUCUGAAGCUGCUCCAGUGUCUGAGAGUCACGGAUGCUCCUCACUUCUAUGGCCUGCCUUCCCUCCAGAGGACCUUACGUGGGAUGGCUCACCUCACAGCACUUCCGGGUUGGAGCUCACAUUCUCCUCUCACGAAGCCACUCGAAGUUUGUGUGAAGUACUUGUCGGGGCUCCUGGAGGUCAUUACUUCUUUUUAUGUGGAACGAGGAGGAAAUGCCAUGUCCUUCAUGGGGAAAGGUGUCACCAAGAGCACGAUUCUUUGCUUGCUUCACUUAUCCCAUGAGAUGAUGGCCCAGGACCAGAGCUCGGAGUGGAUGUCACUUUGGUUCUUGCCUUUGGGUAGUCACAGUGAAGAACACGCUCCUACUCAACAAGGAUUGGCCUGGUUGAUUCCAUUAUGGGUUGAUCGAGACCCAGAGGUGAGGUUCACGUCCCUGGGAUUAGGAUCAGCGCUGACCACCCUUGAAUCUGGCUGUGCGGCCUUGGCAAACAGUUGUCAGAACAUUUCGGGUGGGCUCUGGGGAACUGUGGUGAACAUCCUCCUGGACCAGUGGGAAUGCAGCAUGGUGCGCCGGGAGGCUGCAUUCAUUCUUCAGAAUCUCCUUGUAAUUCCAAUGCCUUCAGUAAUUAUAAAGGAUUAUACUUGGCAGGGCCCCUGCGUGCAUGACGAGGACUCUGGCCUGUCGCUCGUGGGAAAACCCGCCCUUCAGGCUCUUUUCUAUCACUGCCGUUUUUAUGAACAUUUGAAUCAGAUGGUAAAACAUUGUUACCUGGGACGGUAUACAUUUGAUUUGAAUUGUUCUGCUCUUAAUGGAACUUCAGAAGGCAGUGAUUUAAAUGGUUUAGAUGACUCAUUCAAGUUUUGGAGGGCUCCAUCGAGGAUGUCCAAUCAAGAUCCAGCUCCAAGUUCUCUCUCCACCUCGGAGACAAUGGUGACACCUUCAUCUGGGAGUGCAGAAUUUUCACCCCUUGUGCCCUCAGCAGCACCUCUCCCUGAAGUCUCACAUGACCAGUUUGUGGCUCAAGGUCAGCAUGAAACUGCGUGUCCACGGCUUGCUCACGACCCAUGCCUGGCUGCUCCUCUGCCCAGACAGUGUGUCCUGGUCACCCCGCCUCUCCUUUCCGCCGUGUGCAGCCUCCUCGACAACCUCUUGGUGGUCGCCCCAGGAGACACGGCAAACGCUGUCCGGCACGCGCGGCUGGUGGAGCGUCUGUGCAGUGUUGCAGAUGCCACCCUCAUAGAGGCACGUGUCCAGGAACUCAGGGUCCCGCUGCCUUCGUCACCGCCCGUUGAACACACCCAGGCUCAGGUGUCUUUUCUCCUUGAAUACCUGUGCUCCUUGUUCCGGCUUCUGCAGUCGUGUUUGUUGGUAGAUCCUGACCUUGUGAUGCAGGACGAGCUUCUGAAACCUCUCACCACAAACAUCAUUGGACUUCUCACCAUAUGCACCAAAGAUCUAUUAGAUGUAGAGUUAAUAUCGGCAUUUUAUCAGACGUGGACACACUUAUUUAACCUUCUGGCCACACUCCUGAGGAAAGCUGGUACUGCCUCUCUCCCGUCGAUUACGAUGGGCCUGGCCAAGCACUGGGUGGCAGUGAUUGAUAUGUUCUGCAGUUGUGUGGGGCUGUCUACCACGUGCCCCUCCCUGUAUACUGCCAGCCUGCAGUUCCUGUCUAUUCUCUUGACUGAAGAAGCAAAAAGGUGUCUGCGGGAUAAGGAUAAAACGAAUUUAUGUCACAGUCCAACAAUAGCUUCACUUCUUGAUAAAACGCAGGAAAAUCAGAAAUCUCUAGAACGAUUUAAUGAAGUAAUUAUUCAGAGCUAUGAAGGAAAAUCCGGCAGAGACACUCUGAAAAGAGUCGCUGCGAAUGCACUGCUGUCACUCCUGGCGGUCAGUAGAAGAGCCCAGAAACUCGCUUUGGAAGCGGCCCUGAUAGACAGCUGCAUGGAGCGGAUGAAGCACGUUAACGCACAGCUGAGCCUGGACACUCUGCGGCCUGGGAAGGCCGUGCUCAGGAAGAAGGAGGAUGGUUUUAUUAAAGAGUUAAGCAUUGCCAUGCAGCUUCUAAGAAACUGUCUUUAUCAAAACGAAGAAUGUAAGGAGGCAGCCCUGGAAGCCCACCUCGUCCCUGUCCUGCACUCGCUGUGGCCGUGGCUUCUGAUGGAUGAUUCACUGAUGCACACUGCCCUGCAGCUGCUGUGCGUCUAUACUGCCAAUUUUCCCAACGGUUGCAGUUCUCUUUGUUGGUCAAGUUCUGGACAGCAUCCUCUGCAAGCUGUCGGCAGAGGAGCGUCCGGCAGCUCCCUGAUGCUCUGUGUCCUGAGGCUGGCCUCCCAGACGCCGCUCGAGAACACUGCCGUGCAGCACAUGGUUUUUCUGUGUCUUUCAAACUUGGCCUUGUCUCACGACUGCAAAGGAGUGAUUCAAAAAAGUAACUUCUUACAGAACUUUCUGUCUCUGACAUUGCCAAAAGGAGGAAACAGACAUCUCAGUAACCUGGCCGUCCUUUGGUUGAAGUUCCUCCUGAAUAUGUCCCUGCGAGAAGACGGGCAGCAGAUGAUCCUGAGGCUCGAUGGCUGCUUGGACUCGCUUACAGAGCUGAGCAAGUUCAAGCACAAGAGCAGCCCCCACCUGCCUCUCCUCAUUUUUCACAACAUUUGUUUCAGUCCUGCCAAUAAGCCCAAGGUGCUGGCUAACGAAAAAGUCGUUAGUGUGCUAGCUGCCUGUCUGGAAAGCGAGAAUCAAAAUGCUCAGAGGAUUGGAGCCGCCGCGCUUUGGGCUCUCAUGCACAAUUAUCAAAAGGCAAAAACGACUUUGAAAAACCCAUCAAUAAAAAGAAGAGUGGAUGAAGCUUAUUCCUUAGCAAAGAAAACUUUUUCAAGCUCGGAAGAAAACCCUCUGAAUGCCUAUUAUUUGAAAUGUCUCGAAAGCCUCGCCCAGCAGCUGAACUCUUCCUGAGGACUGGGGCUGCCCACAGAAGAGCUGUCCGGACGCGAGCAUCGUGCACAGCUGCUGUCUGAAGACAGGCCGAGCCUCUGCGAGCGGGGAUGCCUCUCUCCUUCCCGAUGAGAAGUGGCCUGGUGACAUCCAGCUCCGCCCCUUCAUUUCAUACCAGCUCUCUGAGUCAGAGCAGCUGACUAGAAGAUAAUGCAAAAAGGCAUAGAAAGUUCUGGGAACAUAGACAUUUUUACCCUUUUCUAUGCACCUUGCUUUGUAAAAAUCCUAUUUAACAGUUAUUUAAUA